Molecule: messenger RNA, 375 nt
Organism: Strongyloides ratti
Lineage: Eukaryota; Metazoa; Nematoda; Chromadorea; Rhabditida; Strongyloididae
Product: Histone H3
Exons: 2
Coding region: 1-375 (124 amino acids)
Cellular component (GO): nucleosome
Molecular function (GO): protein heterodimerization activity; DNA binding; structural constituent of chromatin
Source: RefSeq, a predicted model, not a curated record
AUGAAUUUUGAAUAUAAUCAACAAUAUCCGAAAAUUAAAAUUUCAUGGGUUAUAAGCUCUACUGGAGGAGUUAAGAAACCCCACAGAUACCGUCCAGGAACAGUUGCCCUUCGUGAAAUCAGAAAAUACCAAAAAUCUACUGAACUUUUAAUCCGUAAAUUACCAUUCCAACGUUUAGUUCGUGAGAUUGCUCAAGAUUUCAAAACUGAUCUUCGUUUCCAAUCUUCUGCUGUAAUGGCACUUCAAGAAUCUGCUGAAGCUUACCUUGUCGGACUUUUUGAAGACACUAACCUUUGCGCCAUCCACGCCAAACGUGUUACCAUUAUGCCAAAAGAUAUUCAAUUGGCCAGAAGAAUCCGUGGAGAACGUGCUUAA